Molecule: messenger RNA, 875 nt
Organism: Phragmites australis (common reed)
Lineage: Eukaryota; Viridiplantae; Streptophyta; Magnoliopsida; Poales; Poaceae
Product: protein ENHANCED DOWNY MILDEW 2-like
Exons: 4
Coding region: 150-689 (179 amino acids)
Source: RefSeq, a predicted model, not a curated record
UCAUAGGCUCACAGCAUACGAGAACCCUAGCAGCGCGGGCCGGCAGCGGCGCCCCCCCGUCCUCCGCCGCUCGUCUACGUCCUCCGCGCGCAGCACAAACCCCUCUUCCGCAGUUCUGCUGCCGCCUCCCUUCGGAUCAAGCAGCAGCCAUGGAAGGGGGCGGUGUUGAGGCAUCAGAAGGAGUGGUGAUCGAUCCAGUAAUGGAUCCAGUGCACCUUGGAGACGGAGAAGUCGGUACGGACAGCGACAAUGAUCUAUUCGAUGAAUUGAAUGACGAUGUGUGCGCGCUGUGUGGUGACGGUGGCCUAUUACUCUGCUGUGAGGGGCCAUGCUUGAGGUCAUUCCAUGCAACGAGAGAAGAUGAUGGAUAUUCGGGCUGCGCAACACUUGGCUUUACCACAGCACAAGUAGAGGCUAUGCAACAUUUUUUCUGCACGAACUGCACAAACAGGCAACACCAGUGUGCUGGUUGUGGUGUGUUGGGAUCGUCAGAUGCAGUCAACGCUCAGGUCUUUCGAUGCAGCCACGCCACCUGCGGUCGCUUCUACCACCCGGUGUGCAUCGGUGCGCAGCUUCACUCUGGGGAUCCUGUGGAGGCUGCCCGAUGCAGAGAUCGGGUUGCCUUUGGCGUGGCGUUCCAGUGCCUGAGACCGCACGGGCGGCAGCCUGAUUUCUACCAGGUAGAAUAGGUAUAUCACUAUAGGAUGGCUGUUGACGACCUCCCUAAGCCAGCGUGACCCUUCACAGCAUGGUGAUCUGACUGUGUUACUGUUAAUAACCUCGGUUCUAGACUCUGGUAAUUUCUGCUGUGCAACAAUGUGACUCUAGUUUGCUUAAGUGACUACUCAUUCUACUGGUCAUCACCUGAUACUUUA